ACGAGGCGGACGGCGCUGCCGGAGAGAUGGACGUAGCUGUAGGGCAGAGUUACUAUCGGCAUGGAGAGCGCUGGACGCUGAUACUGAUCAGCCCGUCUUCAUAAAACCACGUUAUACAGUCGCUGAAGUCCUAAUAAUAUAUGUGAAGUCGGUUCUCCUGUGGAAGAUGACCUGGGGUGUGUGCAGCAGGGCUCUGGUGUGGUGCAUUUGGACGGCGCUGCUCAGUGACCUGCUAUUAACGGACUCCUGUAGCGCCAGCACCGUCUCCCUGCCCGAGAGUUUGCUGUUUGUGUCCACGCUGGAUGGCAACCUCCAUGCCGUCAAUAAGCGGUGUGGCUCAAUCAAGUGGACGCUGAAGGAAGAUCCUGUUCUUCAGGUCCCAACCCACGUGGCAGAGCCUGCAUUUCUCCCGGACCCUAAUGAUGGCAGCCUGUAUUCUCUGGGAGGGAAAAACAAUGAGGGACUGACGAAACUGCCCUUCACCAUCCCCGAGUUGGUCCAGGCUUCUCCCUGCCGCAGUUCUGAUGGCAUCCUUUACAUGGGCAAGAAGCAGGAUGUGUGGUAUGUGGUAGAUGUGCUGACAGGAGAGAAACAGCAGACUCUCACCUCCUCCUUCGCUGAGAUGCUAUGCCCGUCGUCUUCUCUGCUAUACCUGGGCCGUACCGAGUACACCAUCACCAUGUAUGACACCAAGAGCCGAGAACUGCGGUGGAACGCCACUUAUUCCGACUAUGCCUCCACGUUGCCGGAUGAUGACACAAAAUACAAAAUGGCCCAUUUUGUGUCGAAUGGCGACGGCCUGGUGGUGACUGUGGACAGUGAAACAGGUGACGUCCGGUGGGCGCAGAACUACAACUCUCCUGUGGUGGCCAUGUACAUCUGGCAGCGUGAGGGUCUGCGCAAGGUGCCACACACUAAUGUGGCUGUGGAAACGCUGCGCUACUUCACCUUCACGUCCGGCGAAAUGGGACGCAUCACACAGUGGAAGUACCCCUUCCCUCGAGAAAAGAAGCCCGAAAACAAGCUCACGUCCACCCUUUAUGUGGGCAAAUAUUCCACCAGCCUGUACGCCUCUCCCUCUCUGGUGCACGAUGGCGUUACUGUUGUGCCUCGUGGUAGCACCUUCCCCAUGCUUGAGGGCCCCAGUAGCCAAGAAGCAAGUGUGGAGGAGGACCAGGAGUGUGUGAUCACUCCCAGUACCAGCGUCCAGUUCAGUGCAGCCCUUGAGGAGCGAAAUCGGAUCAAUUACAUGAGGAACUAUCUCCUUCUUAUAGGUCAUCACGAGACUCCGCCUGAGGCUCAUACGAAGAUUCUGGAAAGAUUUCCUGAAAGUAUUCCCCGCCAACAUAGCAAUGUCAUCCCUCCCACCACAGAGAAAACUGCUGAAGAGAAGGUGAAUGACAGUGAGAUGGAGGACAGCAGCUCCCUGCCCCGAUCUGUCAGCAGUCAGUCUAACCGCCUUCCCCGCACAGAGGCCCCUGUGGACAGCAUGCUCAAGGACAUGGCCACAAUCAUCUUCAGCACGUUCCUACUGGCUGGAUGGGUAGCUUUUAUCAUCACCUACCCCAAGAAUGUGCAAAAGCAGCAGCAGCUGCAGCACCAGCAGUUCCAGCGGCAAAUGGAGGAAAAGCUGGAGCUCCUGCAGAGGCAGCAGCUGCUCUUCCAGCCACCUACAGAUCUGCUGCCUGACGCCGACUUCCUGGAGGCGGCUCACGCUCGCACCGAGAGCUCAAACCACAGCACCCCCAACGGAACACCACGUGCCUCCAACCAUUCCAACCUUUCAAUGUCUGAGCCGGGGAGCUCUGCCACCGAGCACGAGGAGGGAGAGGAUGAAUCUAGCAUUGUUCGGAUUGGUAACAUCACAUUCAACCCCAGGGAUGUUCUUGGACAUGGUGCCGAAGGAACUAUUGUGUACAGGGGUCAGUUCGACAACCGGCCAGUGGCUGUGAAGAGAAUUCUUCCGGAAUGUUUCAGUUUUGCGGACCGGGAGGUGCAGCUAUUACGCGAGUCGGACGAGCACCCCAAUGUCAUCCGCUACUUUUGUACAGAGCGUGACCGCCAGUUCCAGUACAUUGCCAUUGAGUUGUGCAGUGCCACUCUGCAGGAGUAUGUGGAGCAGAAGGAUUUUAACCGCCAUGGUCUGGAACCAGUGACACUGCUGCAGCAAACCAUGUCUGGACUGGCACAUCUGCAUUCUCUCAGUAUAGUUCACAGAGACCUGAAGCCACACAAUAUCUUGGUGUCCAUGCCAAACGCUCAUGGGCGUGUGCGUGCCAUGAUUUCGGACUUUGGUUUGUGUAAGAAGUUGGCAGUGGGCAGACACAGUUUCAGCAGAAGGUCUGGAGUUCCAGGCACGGAGGGCUGGAUUGCCCCUGAAGUGCUUAGUGAGGAUGUUGCGCACAACCCCACCUGCAAGGUGGACAUCUUCUCUGCUGGCUGUGUUUUCUACUACGUGGUGUCGCAGGGCAGUCACCCAUUUGGAAAGUCCCUGCAGCGCCAAGCCAAUAUCCUCUUUGGUGCCUAUUCACUGGCUCUCUUGCAGCCAGACAGGCACGAAGACAUUGUGGCCAUGAACCUAAUAGAGCAGAUGCUGAGUAUGGAGCCUGGGAAAAGGCCAUCAGCAGAAAGAGUUCUCAAACACCCUUUCUUUUGGACUCUCGAAAAACAGCUGCAGUUCUUUCAGGAUGUGAGCGAUAGGAUAGAGAAGGAGCCGCUAGAUGGACCAAUUGUAAGGCAGCUGGAGAGGGGAGGACGGGCUGUGGUAAAAGGAGACUGGAGGGAACACAUCACAGUGCCUCUGCAAACAGAUCUACGCAAAUUUCGCUCAUACAAAGGCGGGUCUGUUCGGGAUCUUCUGCGUGCCAUGAGAAACAAGAAGCACCAUUACAGGGAAUUGCCCAACGAGGUUCAGGAGACGCUUGGCUCAAUUCCGGAUGACUUCGUCUCUUACUUCACCUCCCGCUUCCCACAUCUGCUGCUGCACACACACCUGGCCAUGCGCACGUGUGCCCUGGAGCGCCCCUUCCUGCCCUACUACCACAGCUCCGAGCUGCUCGUCCGGACUGUUCAUACACAGCCUGAGCCUAAGCUCCCAGAGCUGCAGGAACCCACAAGCCAGCAGGAUCCAUGUCCAUCCACAAUAACGGCACCUCCAGCAAGCCUGGAGCUUCCUCCACCAUCAGAUCAUCCAGAACUGUCCACACUUCCUGCAGAGCCAUGCGUGUCACCAGUGCCACCGAGACAAGAAGACGUUGCUCUGUAGAAUUUGCUUGACUGCAGUGCCUUUGGGAGUGUUUUGCUGUUAUGAAUGGACACAUUCCAGGGUGGGCCUCUCUGAGGUGGCAUGGUCUGGGCCUGCAGUGCCUGGGCCGUGUCUCUAAAGGAGCUGCCAUCCCGUCUCAAGUGCCUUACUUAGAAUUUUUUUUUUUUUUUUUUUUUUGGUAGACAAAACGGCUCUUUUCAGAGCUGCCUAGUGGUUCCUGGUGAAGCUAGGCAGGAGGAUGCCCAAAUUUGAUCCAGUUAUUUGGACCGUGAUGUUCUCCUAAGAAGCUGAUUUAUUUUAUUUUUUUUUUUCUUUCAUUUUUUUAAUGAACUCUUUCGUAAAGGCUGCAUACUGUGAUGCUCUCACACGUAUGAGGCGAGAACUAAUUUCGUUGAACACUUGAAGUGGUCGAGUAAUUCUACUGUGCAAUGUUGGUAAUGCUCUGUUAAGUAUAUAUUUUUGUACAUAUUUUGACCGGUGAUAAUCAGUCUGUGUGGCCAGUGUGCCUUUUUUUAAAUCCCACUGUGCUCUGUCUUGGCUGUGAGGUCAGGGAGGUUGUUUUUUUCCACCUGUCGCUACGCUGCUGUGGGCUCUCCGCCUCGGUCAUGUCCAUAUGGGAAUUUACGCUGUGGAGAUAUUGACGCAGUUCGGUUUUUAUUCUCACAGCUCAUUGGCAGGUGUUAUUGCCUGAUUACCUGUGCAUCUUAUUUGUAGGCACAGUGAUGAACAUGAAAACAGUAUAAACACGGUUAACUUCUUUAGUUAUGUAGUUCAUUUUAUCCAUCACUCGAUUGUGAAACCUGUUUAAACAGAAAUAAGGAUUCAUUUAAAUAAGUUAUUUUAAGCGUUGAGAGUGUUCAGCAAACGAAUGAUUGAUCUUUCCAUCUCACCUACUGCGAACAGGCACAUUGGACCAGUUUAAAGUGUUUUUUAUUAAUUUAAUAUGGUUCACUGUAGAGAAACGUCCCGACUCUCUGCAGUGGUGCUGAUGAGAGCCAAGGGUUGCAGCGUCGACACCAUAGAUAUAUAGUUUUGAUAUGUAACGAUGGUAAAAUAGAAGUAAACUGGGAACUAUUUCAUCUUUCAGCAACCUGCAUGUAACCAUUAAUAAGAUAAGAUAAUCCUUUAUUAGUCCCACAGCGGGGAAAUUCACAUUAAUACGCUUUAAAACACACAUUUUAGGGCACAGCAACAAAAAGGCGUCAAACUUUUCAUGCCUGGUGACGAUCAUCGCUCCUGUGAAGCAUCAAAGCCUCUCCGAAUGAGUUUAAGCAGUAAUGAUUGAAUUGCAGACAACCUGCCAGAUGUGGCCUUCCCCUGUAACUGUACACCUCUUUCACCAUCAGUUUUCAGUGCAUUAAUAGGAGAAAUAAUCACAUUAGAUUGUCACUUUAUAUGUAUUUCUUUCCUGCGAUGCAUUUGUAGCACAAAUGUUAAUUUAUUUGUCUUAUUUUUUCCACGCGACUUGACCUUUUUUACUGGUACAAGCUGCUAUUGUGCAAUGCCAAGAUCCCAAAUAAAGCAUUACAGUGUCAGAUCUCCA
Molecule: messenger RNA, 4808 nt
Organism: Pygocentrus nattereri (red-bellied piranha)
Lineage: Eukaryota; Metazoa; Chordata; Actinopteri; Characiformes; Serrasalmidae
Gene: ern1
Product: endoplasmic reticulum to nucleus signaling 1
Exons: 22
Coding region: 167-3265 (1032 amino acids)
Biological process (GO): protein phosphorylation; intrinsic apoptotic signaling pathway in response to endoplasmic reticulum stress; IRE1-mediated unfolded protein response
Cellular component (GO): IRE1-TRAF2-ASK1 complex
Molecular function (GO): RNA endonuclease activity; protein serine/threonine kinase activity; ATP binding
Source: RefSeq, a predicted model, not a curated record